CGAUCGGUCCACUUAGUUAUUCAUCAACGAACACCAUGACUGGAAGACUUUGGCUGGGGCUUCUGAUCAUCUGUGUUGCAGCGGGCGAGGCUGAAUCAAGAAAGGCUGAUUGUUUCCUUGAUAAUUUUUGGGAAUGUACAUACACAAUACGCCCCGUAUGUGGCAGCGAUGGAAUCACUUAUCCCAAUGAGUGUCUCCUCUGCAAGGAAAUGGGUGAAACCAAGAAGAGCAUCUCGGUCGCCAAAGACGAACCCUGCUCACUUGAAUGAUUGAUCAAAUCAACACCAUGAGGCAACCCAGAAAAAUCCAUCGUUGUCUCAUUGUAAUAAAAUCUAAAUGUGA
Messenger RNA from Poeciliopsis prolifica (blackstripe livebearer), 342 nucleotides. Its product is annotated as serine protease inhibitor Kazal-type 1-like. The coding region runs from base 36 to 269 and encodes 77 amino acids. The transcript is spliced from 4 exons. Gene Ontology annotation, molecular function: protein binding. Lineage: Eukaryota; Metazoa; Chordata; Actinopteri; Cyprinodontiformes; Poeciliidae. The record is from RefSeq and is a predicted model, not a curated record.